Molecule: messenger RNA, 958 nt
Organism: Zerene cesonia (dogface butterfly)
Lineage: Eukaryota; Metazoa; Arthropoda; Insecta; Lepidoptera; Pieridae
Gene: GSTo3
Product: pyrimidodiazepine synthase-like
Exons: 6
Coding region: 107-832 (241 amino acids)
Biological process (GO): glutathione metabolic process
Cellular component (GO): cytoplasm
Molecular function (GO): glutathione transferase activity; glutathione dehydrogenase (ascorbate) activity
Source: RefSeq, a predicted model, not a curated record
UAUUUUAAAUGUGACGUACCUAUUUCCACAUUUGAACCGGUACGUUCAAGCGCUACGGAAGAAAAUUUGUAUUUACUCGUGCAUUUCUAGUAGAAAUAAGUGAAAAAUGUCGCAUUAUCAGUUUAAAACGGCCGGCCCCCUCCCCCCACCGGCACUACCUUCAGACAAGCUGCGUCUGUACCAUGUAGAUAUGAACCCAUACGGCCACAGAGUUUUACUCAUUCUAGAAGCUAAGAAGGCGAAGUACGAAGUGUAUAAGCUGGAUCCCUUGAGACUCCCAGAGUGGUUUAAGGCAAAUAAUAGACGAUACAAAAUACCAGUUCUGGAGGUGCCCACAGACCAAGGUGAUAAAUACAUAUUCGAAAGUGUUGUCAUAUGUGAUUAUUUAGACGAGAGGUACCCCAGAUACCCGCUACACUCCAGUGACCCCUUCACGAAGGCGCAGGAUCGGCUGCUGAUCGAACGCUUUAAUGAACUAAUCAAAGGCAGCUUGGAAUGCUUCGACACAAACUUUGUAUUCGGCAGUGAACAGAUCAUACACACUUUGGAUGUGUUUGAAAAGGAAUUAGCUUCAAGAGGUACGAAUUACUUCGGAGGCAGUAGACCGGGCAUGCUGGACUACAUGAUCUGGCCCUGGGUGGAGAGGCUGUACCUCAUGAGGGUGAUAAGCGAACGGAAGUUCGACGAGAAACGCCACCUGUUCCCCAAUUUUGCGGACUGGGGUGACCAGAUGCAAUUAGAUGACGUCGUCAAAAAGCACGCCCGCUCACCGCAGGAGUACUUUGACUAUUACAAAAACGCUAGAACCCAUUCCAUGGGAUAUUAUUUAUAAAAAAUAAUUAAAUGUUGCAAUUGGAAGCCUGAGAUAAUGUUGUAAAUGUUAGGCAAAGAUUUUUUUCUUUAAGUUAUAUUUUAUACGUCAUUUUAAUCGGUAUAAGUACCUAUAAAGCUAUGCGUG